Salvelinus sp. IW2-2015 is the source of this 3914-nucleotide messenger RNA. The record is from RefSeq and is a predicted model, not a curated record. Lineage: Eukaryota; Metazoa; Chordata; Actinopteri; Salmoniformes; Salmonidae.
UUGCAGAAACGUCUGACGUUGUUUUGGCGCGGAACGUUUCAAUCGCAUUUCUGCGCGGGUAAUGUCCUUUUGUUGUUAGCUAAACACGAAGUURAAUUGUAGUGUAUAACCAGUAAUUUAACACAUCAGAAAACUACAAGACAGCAUGCAGCGAAGCAUAUCAUCUUUCUUUCAGCCCAAAACGGGCAAAGAGAAGGAGAGCAAAGAAAGUGAUGGACCGGUGAAAGACAAGUCGGUGAAAGACAAGUCGGUGAAAGACAAGUCGGUGAAAGACAAGUCGGUGAAAGACAAGUCGGUGAAAGACAAGUCGGUGAAAGACAAGCCGGUGAAAGACAAGCCGGUGAAAGACAAGCCGGUGAAAGACAAGCCGGUGAAAGACAAGCCGGUGAAAGACAAGCCGGUGAAAGACAAGCCGGUGAAAGACAAGCCAGAACCAGUCAAAAGGCCUCUCAAAGUUCAGAAUGGGGUCCAUGAAGAGCCUGAUUCGCCAGUAAAGAAGUUCACUAAACGCAGUCGUCAGAUCUUGGACAGUGAUGAUGAUGAUGAUGAUGAGGCUCCAGCCGGAAUAGAACAGGAGCAAGAGGACAAGGCUGUGCAACCCAAGGAUGAAGUAUUCAAGGCUGUUACCACCCCCCUGUCCCCCGCCUCUCCAGUGACCACAUCCGCCUCUCCAGUGACCWCAUCCGCCUCUCCAGUGACCUCAUCCGCCUCUCCAGUGACCUCAUCCGCCUCUCCAGUGACCWCAUCCGCCWCUCCAYUGACCWCAUCCGCCACUCCAGUGACCCCAGCUGCCUCCCCCACCCCUGGAACCCCUGACACCCCCACUUCCAUCUCACCUUCCGGAAUACCCAAACGCCGCACCGCAAGGAAGCAGUUCCCUAAGAGAAAGCUGGACAGCCGGAGUGGCAGUGAAAAGGAGGAGGAAGAACAAGGACAGCAGAAUAAAAGAGCAAAGGUUGAGGAGACACAGGACAGCACCGAGAAUGAAGAGGAAGCGAUGGACGUGGGAGGAGAGAACAGUGUGGAUAAGCCUGGGGUGGCGCAGAACAACCCGGAGGAGAAAGAGACGGAUGAAGAGAAGACCAAAGAUGGAGAGAAGGAGAAAGCACUUGAUGUGAAAGAGACCGCGACUGAGAAGGCUGAGGAGGAAAAAGGAAAAAGUGAAAAGGCUAAAGAGAGAAGCCCUAAAGAAAGAAGUCCUAAGGGUCAAAAGGCUAAAGAGAGAAGUCCUAAGGGUCAAAAGGUUAAAGAGAGAAGUCCUAAGGGUCAAAAGGCGGUAAAGGAUGAGAAAGAAAAAAGAAGUCCUAAAAAUGAAAGGAAGGAGGAGAAAGACAUGAAAGAAGAGAAAGUGUCAGAAAGCCCCCAAGCCAAGAAAGUCCCCACCAUCAGCAGUUUCUUUGCUCCCAGGAAGGCUGCUGUAAAGAUGGAGAGACCAGAGAAGAGUGAGGGAGACGGAAAGGAGAAGAGCGAGGGAGACGGAAAGGAGAAGAGCGAGGGAGACGGAAAGGAGAAGAGCGAGGGAGACGGAAAGGAGAAGAGCGAGGGAGACGGAAAGGAGAAGAGCGAGGGAGACGGAAAGGAGAAGAGCGAGGGAGACGGAAAGGAGAAGAGCGGGGAGUAUAUAAAGGAAGAGGCGACGGUGUCCCGUACCCCGGAGGACGUUAAAGACAAGAAAGGAGAGAAGACUGCCCAGGCCCAGUAUGACCCGUCCAGACCCAACUAUCACCCUGUAGACCACGCCUGCUGGAGCCGGGGACAYAGGGUCCCGUAUUUGGCUGUUGCACGCACCUUUGAAAAGAUUGAGGAAGAUUCUGGCAGAUUGAGGAACAUUGAAACAUUAUCUAAUCUCCUACGCUCUGUUAUCGUCCUCUCUCCAGAGGACCUGCUGUGCUGCGUCUACCUGUGUCUCAAUCAGCUGGGUCCUGCUUACAUGGGGCUGGAGCUGGGAGUGGGAGACACUGUUCUGAUGAAGGCUGUCGCCCAAGCUACUGGGCGACAGUUGGACAAAAUCAAGGCGGAGGCUGCAGAGAAGGGGGACUUGGGGUUGGUGGCUGAGAGUUCCCGUAACAACCAGAGAAUUAUGUUCCAGCCAGCCAAUCUUAUUGCGGGGGGUGUGUUCAACAAACUGAAAGACAUCGGGAACAUGAGUGGGAAUUCUGCCAUGAAUAAGAAGAUCGACAUCAUCAAAGGUCUCUUUGUAGCCUGUCGUUUCUCUGAAGCCAGAUACAUUGUCAGGUCGCUGGCAGGGAAGCUGAGGAUUGGCUUGGCUGAACAGAGUGUACUCUCUGCCCUGAGUCAGGCCGUGUGUCUGACUCCUCCAGGACAAGACUUCCCUCCGGCGGUGGUUGACGCGGGGAAAGGAAUGAGUGCAGAAAAACAGAAAGCUUGGAUAGAAGAGAAGAGCCUUGUCCUCAAACAGACUUACUGUGAGAUGCCCAACUAUGAUGUCAUCAUCCCAGUCAURCUGAAGGAGGGGAUUGAUGAACUCCCCAACCACUGCAAACUCACUCCAGGUGUACCGUUGAGGCCCAUGCUGGCUCACCCCACCAAAGGUGUAGGAGAGGUGAUGAAGAGAUUUGAUGAAGCUGCCUUCACCUGCGAGUACAAGUAUGAUGGAGAACGAGCACAGAUCCAUAUCUUGGAGAAUGGGGAAGUGCGUAUUUUCAGUCGCAACCAGGAGGAUAAUACCACCAAAUAUCCUGACAUCAUCUCCCGCAUUCCUACGGUAAAGAAUGAGUCUGUGAUUUCCUGUGUGUUGGACUCUGAGGCAGUAGCUUGGGACAGAGAGAAGAAGCAGAUCCAACCAUUCCAGGUUCUCACCACACGGAAGAGAAAGGAUGUGGCUGCAGCUGAUAUCAAGGUCCAGGUGUGUGUGUACGCCUUCGACCUGCUGUAUCUCAAUGGAGAGUCUCUAGUGAAGAAGCCCUUGUCAUGUCGCAGGGCUCUGUUGAAGGAGAGCUUCCAGGAGAAGGAGGGAGAGUUUGUGUUCGCCCGUGCCAUCGACUCAGACAACACAGACGUCAUCGCUGAGUUCCUGGAGCAAUCGGUUCGAGACUCCUGCGAGGGACUCAUGGUGAAGACUCUGGAGAAAGAUGCCACGUAUAGAAUCGCCAAGCGCUCUCACAACUGGCUCAAGCUGAAGAAGGAUUAUCUGGAUGGCGUGGGGGACACGAUGGAUCUGUGUGUGAUCGGAGCGUAUCUGGGGAAGGGCAAGAGAACAGGGACCUACGGAGGCUUUCUGCUCGCCUGCUACGAUGAGGACAAUGAAGAGUUCCAGUCGGUCUGCAAGAUUGGGACAGGGUUCAAGGAUGAAGAUUUGGAGCAACAUUAUAAAUUCUUAAAGGAGCAUAUUUUGCCAAAGCCACGCCCCUAUUACCGUGUGGACCAAUCAACUGAGCCCGACUUGUGGCUCGAUGCCGUGCAAGUAUGGGAAGUGAAGUGUGCUGACCUAUCGCUGUCGCCGAUCUACAAGGCUGGAAUGGGAUUGUGUGACCCAGAGAAGGGCAUCUCUCUUCGGUUCCCACGCUUCCUGAGGAUCAGAGAUGAUAAGAAGCCAGAGGAGGCCACUUCAGGAGGACAGAUUGCUGAUUUAUACAGGAAGCAGCAGGUUGUUCAGAAUCAGGGCGACAAAGCUGACCUUGAGGACUACUACUGACCUCUGACCUGAUCAGCUGCCCGUCCAGUCGCCAAUGACUCGGGUGAAAUCUCAAUGUGUACAUAAUUAUUAUUGUUUUUUUAAAUGAUGAACCUUGAAUAAGGCUCUGCCAAUGUUAUGACGUUAAACAUUUUGUUGUUGAGCCUAAGGCUUUUGUGUGCGGGGGGGGGAUUGUAUACACAGCAGUAUAAAGUACAGUUGUCAAUGACUCAAAUCACCAUAAUGUAUGUGAAUAAAGGCUUUUGCCAAUUUUAUAAUA